Molecule: messenger RNA, 1665 nt
Organism: Naumovozyma castellii
Lineage: Eukaryota; Fungi; Ascomycota; Saccharomycetes; Saccharomycetales; Saccharomycetaceae
Exons: 1
Coding region: 1-1665 (554 amino acids)
Source: RefSeq, a predicted model, not a curated record
AUGGGUAGACGUAAGAUCGAAAUACAACCUAUCACGGACGAGAGGAAUAGAACCGUGACCUUUAUUAAGAGGAAGGCCGGUUUAUUCAAGAAAGCUCACGAAUUAGCCGUCCUUUGUCAGGUAGAUGUGGCUGUAAUCAUCCUAGGUUCUAACAAUACAUUUUACGAGUUCUCCUCCGUGGAUGCAGAUGAGCUUUUGAAAUAUUAUAAGGAUGAUAAAACUUUGACUCAUGAUAGGAAGGAUCCUUCGUCAUAUGGUGAUUAUACUAUGAAACCUUUCAUUUCAUUGAAUCCUAAAUAUCUAAACAAGAACAAGAAGGGAAAAAAUAAGGAAAUGCCUGUGAAGAAAGCACCUUCAAGUGAAGAGGAGGAGGAAGAUGAUGAAGAGGGUGACGAAUCUCAAGAUGAUUCUGUCAAUACGAUAAAAAAGAUGGAAAAAGUUAUGAAGUUUAUACCAUCUUCUCAUAAGCGAAGUAGAUCGGAACAAAUUGGAUCAACUUCUUCACCAAAAAGGAUAAAAUCUGAAUUACCAACAUUGAAUCCCUUGCAACAACAUGUCCAAAGACAAUUUCAAACUCUUUAUCAUAUGACAUCAAACGAUUCAUCACCAACCUCUGCAUCUGCCGAACUACCUAGGUUUGCCAAAUUCCAAGAUAAUAGAUCUCCUAUUGCCACUGCAACAACCGCUACUUCCAAUAGUACUGGUAACCAUGAAAUUGAAGCAGAACUUUUACCACCUUUAAAUAGUCAAAAGGGAAACAUUAAUUCGGAUACAAAUACUAGUCGAAAGGUUAAGCCAGUGAUAAGACCGGUAUUAAGAGUACAAAUACCGACAAAUAAUAACUCUUCAAGUGCCCCCAUAUACAGUGAACCAUCAUCGUCUGGAUCACCUGGUGACCAGCUAGUAAAUGACACUAUGUCGCCAUCGAAAAACACUUCAUCAACAACUUUCCAAAUAGGUAAAGAUGAUAAUUCUAAAUCAAUGGCAAGGACCCCCAAUACAGCUGCAUAUUCAUUUUCAAACUCAUUACCACCUAUAUUCUCAGCUACGUCUGCAUUCCCACAGUAUAUUGCUACGCCUUUACAACCAACUGCAAAUGGUAAUGGAAACGGUAACACCAUGAACACUAACAAUACUUCUGCCAAUGGUAAUAAUAACAAUAACAAUAAUCAAGGUUCUAAUAAUCCUUCUUCAUACUUAUUACAGAGGCAGUCCGAAAUCACACAACAACAUCAACUACAACUUCAACAGCAUAUAACACAUCCUACAAAUACAGAAAGAAUGUUUUCACCUACGCUACAAGACGGAACACCAGGUCCAAGGACCAACACGUUGCCUUCCAAAUUUGUUCACGAUUUGAUGAUGCCAUCGCCUAAUGUCUCCAUGACGAUGUUCCAGGAUUGGUCAAUGGGACCGAAUAGCGCCAAACCAGGGAAUCACAUACAAACUACUUCCAACACAGCCACUAGCUAUGAUGUGAACGGACCAACGGGGUUGACUCCCUAUAUAUCCAAUCAAACGCCGCUUGGUGGUAGGUAUUUUAAUUUCCCAAAUGAAAUCACAGAAGAUAAGAAAAAGGAAAAUGAUUCGAAUGGCAUUCGGAAACAGUCCAUUGGGACAGAAAAGGAUUUGGACAUAGUAGACGAUGGUGAUACUAAGAAAUAA